ACCCCCCUUUCCUCCACAAAGGUUGAAAAAAAUGAUGAGGACCAAAAGAUCGAACAAGAUGGCAUCAAACCAGAAGAUAAAGCUCAUAAGGCCGCGACCAAAAUUCAGGCUAGCUUCCGUGGACACAUAACAAGGAAAAAGCUCAAAGGAGAGAAGAAGGGUGAUGCCCAAGCUGCUGAGGCUGAAGGGAAUGAGAAGGAUGAAGCCCCUGUUGCUGACGGUGUGGAGAAGAAGGAGGGAGAAGGUCCCACUCCCACUGACGGGGCCCCUGCCUCUGGCCCCAAGCCUGAGGAAACCGGCAAGGCAGGCGAAACUCCUUCCGAGGAGAAGAAGGGGGAGGGCACCCCUGAUGCUGCCACAGAGCAGGCAGCCCCCCAGGCUCCUGUCCCCUCAGAGGAGAAGGCCGGCUCUGCUGAGACAGAAAGUGCCACUAAAGCUUCCACUGACAACUCGCCGUCCUCCAAGGCCGAAGACGCCCCAGCCAAGGAGGAGCCUAAACAAGCCGACGUGCCUGCUGCUGUCACUGCUGCUGCUGCCGCCACCACCCCUGCUGCAGAGGAUGCUGCUGCCAAGGCAACAGCCCAGCCUCCAACGGAUGCUGUGGAGAGCAGCCAAGCCGAGGAGAAGAUAGAAGCUGUAGAUGAAACCAAACCUAAGGAAAGUGCCCGGCAGGAUGAGGGUAAAGGAGAAGAACGUGAGGCGGACCAAGAACAUGCCUGAACUUUAAGAAAUGGCUUUCCACGUCCCCACUCUCCCCUCUCCUGAACCCUGUCUCUCCCCAUCCCUCUUCUCAACUCCACUCUGAAGUUCCCCUUCCUGUCCUGCUCACGUCCGUGAGUCUGUCCUCUCCUACCCACUAGCCCUCUUUCUCUCUGUGUGGCAAACAUUUAAAAAAAAAAAAAAAAGCAGGAAAGAUCCCAAGUCAAACAGUGUGGCUUAAACAUUUUUUGUUUCUUGGUGUUGUUAUGGCGAGUUUUUGGUAAUGAUGAUCCAAUCAUUUCGGGAAAUUCUUGCACUGUAUCCAAGUUUUUUGAUCUGGUGCGUGUGGCCCUGUGGGAGUCCACUUUCCUCUCUAUCUCUCUCUGUUCCAAGUGUGUGUGCAAUGUUCCGUUCAUCUGAGGAGUCCAAAAUAUCGAGUGAAUUCAAAACCAUUUUUCUUUUCCUCCUUUUAAUGUGAUGGAAUGAACAAAAAGGAAAAAAAUCAAAAACCCAGUUUGUUUUGAAAAUAAAUAAAUAAAUACAUAAAUAAAAUAAAGCAAAUGUGCCAAUUAGCGUAACUUGCGGCUCUAAGGCUCCUUUUUCAAUCU
Molecule: messenger RNA, 1307 nt
Organism: Panthera uncia (snow leopard)
Lineage: Eukaryota; Metazoa; Chordata; Mammalia; Carnivora; Felidae
Gene: GAP43
Product: growth associated protein 43
Exons: 2
Biological process (GO): axon choice point recognition; tissue regeneration; regulation of growth
Cellular component (GO): plasma membrane; cytoplasm; postsynaptic density
Molecular function (GO): lysophosphatidic acid binding; calmodulin binding; phosphatidylserine binding
Source: RefSeq, a predicted model, not a curated record